Messenger RNA from Apiotrichum porosum, 729 nucleotides. RefSeq lists its product as uncharacterized. Bases 1 to 729 code for a protein of 242 amino acids. The record is from RefSeq and is a predicted model, not a curated record. Lineage: Eukaryota; Fungi; Basidiomycota; Tremellomycetes; Trichosporonales; Trichosporonaceae. The transcript is spliced from 2 exons.
AUGUCGUCCUCGAGCAACUUCAUCCUGCUGAUGUACCCUCACCUCAUGAAGGCCAUCCUCGAGUACAGCGAUAUUGACUGCCUUCUCCUGUGGAGGGACACACGCCACUCUUUCAGGGAGAUGGUGGACAAGACACUGUACCGGCACGCCGUGAUCCUCUGCACGGGCCACGAAACAGACAACGCAAGGCGGGUGUUACGGCUAAUCGACAUGACACUUCUCACCCACAACCGUGAGGCUGCGCUACAGCCAUUCUUCCUCUCAACGGCCGCCGUAUGUACCACCCGAGUUCUCGAUGUUCGCACCCGGCCCAACGGCGUCGAAUUUCCCAGCAUCCAAGUGGUCCGGCGCCACCAGUUCCUGUCCAUGUCAGUCAUCCCCAGUGCACCCGUCAUCGUCAACCUCAUCAGCCAGAAAAGCUACGUCGAGCAGCUACCCCGGGCGACCACCCACAUGCCCGCUUCCAGGGUCCACAAGGCGGACAAGUACGUGCUCAGCGCCUACUUUGACAACCUCACCCCCGCCCGCAUCUUCUUGAUGUCGCUCCACAUCCCGCAUUUCGACCAUCCCGUGGAGACCGCCAUCAUCCUGAGCUAUGGCCCGCUGUAUCGAGGCGAAUGGUCCCAAAUAGUUCUAGAGAGUUGGACCAUGCUGCAUACCGCCGGCUGGUGGGCGACCGCCGGUAUGCCCUUGAGACGUUUUAGAUGGGUGCUUGAAGCGGCGCUGUAG